CCCACUCCAAGAACAGCAUGGAUCAACCUGACCGGGACCGUGGGCAUAGGCCUCUUGCCUUUGACAAGAUGGAGGGGCUGGUGCGGGAGAUGCAGGAUCCGGAAACCGGGGUCCCGGUGCGGAGCCAGAAGCUGUUUCUCACUUCGAUCCCUUCCGCCUUCUCAGGCUAUGACCUUAUUGAGUGGUUGAUGGAGCGCCUCAACAUUGAAGAAUCAGUGGAGGCUGUACACAUAGGCAACCAGUUCUGCCAGUAUGGAUACUUCUUUCCUGUCAGUGAUUCAAAGAAUCUUGUUGUCAAAGACGACAGUUCUCUAUAUCGAUUCCAGACACCAUACUAUUGGCCGUGGCAGCAUCGUAGUCCUGACAACAUUGAGUAUGCCAUCUACCUGGUAAAGCGGACCCUUCGCAAUAAACAGCGCCAUGGUCUAGAGGAGUAUGAGAUUGAAGCACUCACUAGUUUGAAGAAGAAUUUGCAGAACAAGUGGGAUUUUAUAUCCAUGCAGGCAGAGGAACAGGUCCGCUUGGCAAAAGAGCGCAAGAAAGGUGACAAAAUUGUGAGUGACAGCCAGGAGCGAGCAUAUUGGCGAGUGUACCGUCCCCCACCAGGUUACCUAAGCCUCCUUGAGCCGGUCCCGGUCCCUGACAGAAGCAGGGGGGGAUGUCGUGCUAAGAAAAGAAUGCCUGAAGAUCUGAAACGUGAGGUGGACUUUUUGCGAAGCUGUCUUGUACGGACUCGUGUUAAGGUAUCACAAGCAUUAGACAACCUGAUUCAGCAUUGUGAAACAUACACAGAGUACGAUCCACUUAUCUCAGGAGCACAGCCAUCAAACCCUUGGAUCUCUGAAGACCCUACAUUUUGGGAGCUAAAUGGUCCAUUGAUUGAAAUACCGACAGAAAAGAGGGUGAAACGAUGGGCUAUAACAAUGGAGGAACUGGUGUCAGAUCCAACAGGACUGAAAGAAUUUACCAACUAUUUGCGCAAGGAGUAUAGCCAUGAGAAUAUAAGGUUCUGGAUGGCUGUGAAUGACUUGAGAAGAAGUGCACAGUCUCAGAUUCAACGCAAAGUGAGAGAAAUUUUUGAUGAAUUCCUGGCCCCAGGUGCUCCAUGUGAAAUAAAUAUUGAUGGGAAAACAAUGGAGCGAGUACAUCAGGAACUGCGCAGUCCAACACGUUUCACAUUUGAUUCAGCAGCAGAACAUGUGUAUACUCUCUUGCUGAAGAAGGACUGCUAUCCACGGUUUAUUCGGUCUGAGCACUAUAAAAACCUUUUAGCUACGGGAAUACAGCCUUCACAGAAGAAAAGGUUUUUUGGGUUUGGUGGUCCUAUGAAGAAGAAGCCAUCAACAAGCAAUGCUCCAAAUACAUAUGCACAACUGCAGCAACAGGGUGUUACUUCAUUCCAGCAGCAGGGAUUUGGUUCACUAGGGCAGCGCAGGGGAAGUGAUAGGAGUCUGUCAGGUUCAGUGCACGAGUUGGCCGUGUCAGGUGUGAAGGACUUGUCCAGCAGAGUGACUCACUCCCAUAGUCAGUCAAACCUCAGUGAUAUCCCCUACAGGGGUGAUCUGCCUUGUCAGUCGAAGGCUUCCUCAACACUUUGGUCUAGUCUAGACCCUUCUGGGGCAGCACCGAUAGAAGAGGUGACGAAAGUACCAGAUAAAUGCAUUGGAGGUGGUGGAGAGAGUCUGAAGGAUGACAUUUGUCCAUGGGACUCAGCCAUAGAUCUACCAGUAAUUUCACCUGAGAUCAUGUUACAUCCUCAGGGUGAUAAAAAACAAAGAGGUAGUAUGUCUGCCGCAGCAGGUUCCUCCUUGAUGUGUGAAGACAUAUAUCCCUGGGACACAGCAUCAAACCAACCCUUGCCCUUGCCAGAACUGAAAUCUUCCCGCAAGAAUUCCAUGCAGGUAGAUUCUGGCAGCUCAUCUUCAGAUAUUAGUGUUCCUAUGGUUGAGGUAUCUGAUAGGCUGAAGAAGUCCUGUGGCCUGCAACAGCCAAGUCUGGUUGGUGCUUCAACAGUGGAAUCAGAUAAAAAUUCUCGUGUGUCAUGUGAGGAACGUGUUAUUGCAAGGAUCCAGACAGUUAGAAAGUACUCUACAGCUUCCAUCAUUGGCCUAGGCUCAUCAGAAUCGCGCAGGUCAUCUGUAACAACGAAGCCUUCUGGAAGUACUAGGCCUUCAGUGUCUUCCUCAGAGGACUUUGCUCUAGGAACAGCCGUGCAACGCUCGUUUGAUUCAUCGGCUGCAAUGAUUGUGUGUACAGAGAAGCAGGACAGGACUAAUAAGAGUAGUGAUGAUCCAUGUUUGAGGACUUACAAAAAAACUCGCAAAAGAUCGUCUGUGUCUGUAGCCCCCCUCAUAAGUGUAAGUUCAGUUGUAGAUGACACUGCUGAAGAAACAUGUACUAAUCAGACACUGCAGGAUGCAGUUUCUGUGACUGAAGCUAAAGAAGAUCCUGUUAGUUGCACAAGUGAUGGUGGUGAUAGAGCAUUACAUACUCAGGGUGUUGUGGCCACAUGGGCAGAACAUACUGAUUCCCAAAGCAGGAAAGUCAACGAAAUAUGCCCAUGGGAGGAUGAGGAGAGCUGUAAAGUGGAUACACCAUUUGUCAAGACAUAUGCUACACUGGGAUACCUCUGAAGGGUAUAAGUAAUGAAAAUACCAGUUAUUGAACAUAUGUUAAUGUUCUUCAGUAUUUAUUUAAGUAUGGGGUAGCUGAAUAAUUUUGUUAGUGAUUUAUUUUGUAGUAAUUACUUGUAUGCAAUUUUGCAAUACAUUUUCAUGAAUGAUGUGUAUACUCUGCUGUGGGAAGAGAAUGUUACUAUACAAAAAUAUAACAUAGUCAGAAUGCACUAAUUAAACAUUAUAACUGGGAUUUAACCCUUUAAUCACCAUAUUUGUUAAUUAGUAAUAGGUAUUUUCAGAUAUUAAUAACAUCUCAUGAGCUACAUAACCUUGUUUUAUAGAAUUCCCUAAAUCUUUACCAAGAAUAAAUAUAUAUCAACUUCUCAUUUUACAAUAGUCAUUCUUUAAGCCAAAACAAAUUUUCUCUUUAAUUUUACAGCAUCACUGCAGUGGCCUGAGAUUGUUUGUUUUGAUGCAUGUUUGGUUGAACUUACAGAAGCCUAAAUGUUAUCAGUAAUGAUGAUAGGUGUCAAAAUGGCCUCUUCUACAAAUGCUGUUACCAUUGGACAGCUUUCAGAAACACUUUUAUUAUGGAUGACAAAUAUAAUGUAAUAAAGGAACAAAAAAAACUAAAGUUUUAAGAUUAAAGAACUUCUCUUUGAUAUAACUUGGUGAUAAUUCGGUUCUGGGAUUUGGGUUGGUAUGUUCUUGUUGCAGCAAAUGUUUGUUACACAUGUGAGGAAAUGCAUUAUUAAUUCUUUAUCUGCUUAAUACAAAAAUUUAACUGAACAUUCAUAAAUUGAGGAGUUGGUGUACUAUAUUUCAAUUUCUGUUCUUUCAGUCUGCCACAAGAAUUCAGACAUUUAUAUGUAUGAAUGUACUUCGGUUAACAUGAAGAACAAACCGAAAAUUAACAUAUUUAGCAUAGAAAUUCUGUGUUACAAGUAAACUUGGUGUUAGCAGUAAAAUUAUUUAAAUAGAUUGGAAUGGCAAUAUUGUCUGAAUCAAGUAAACUAAAACAAAUUAAUUGUGACUUGCUUUAAUGAAAAUAAGGGCUACAGUUAAAAUGUGGUUUGUAAAGUACAAGUUAAAGCUUUUAUGCUGACUUUUACAUAAGUAGAACGUUGUUGCAGCACUAUAAGGUUCAGACUGAAGGCAAUGGAUGUGUUCAAUGACAAAAUCCAUUAGGAUAAACAAUAAUAAGCUUAGUUUCACAUACUUGCAGAACACAAGGCAGAUAUAUUGAUUAUUAACUGUUGUACUUGUAGAUACUUUCAGGAUACUUAAAUUGUGUAAGACUUUUCAUGUGUUUCAGAAGAUUAAAUACAGUUUAAAAAUAUUAAGUGUAAGCCAUAUAGAUAGAAUUUUAGAGUACAGAAAUAAAAUGCUGUAAACAUGUUGAAAGGAUGGAAGAAAGUUAUAUCCUGAAUUGACUUUGGAAUUAUGAUUCACAAGUGAAAAGGAGCAUUGGAAAACCAUUAAAAACUGGAUUGACUGGUUUGAGAUGGAUCAGGCCACUACCAGAGUCCUUAAAUCCAGUGGUGUUGGUGAUGAUGCUGAUGGCUCUGAAAACUGACCCCCUUGCUUCUUGGGCUGCAAGUUAUAGGUAUAGUAUAUUAUUUAAAAGGACUGUACAAUAAUUUGUGUGGAUGGGUGAGAACUCUGUUCAAAAAAUGUUCUGUUCAAAUAAGGCGCAACUGAUAAAGAGAGAGAUGUAAAUGUUCAGUAUUUUCAUCAGACUAAGAAUAUGUGACACAGAUUUUUGAUAAUGUGGGAUGCAAAAUAUAUGUGGAAAUGAAGAGAUUGGCGCAAGAUAGGUGAAAAUGGAGGACCACAUCAAACCAGUCGAAAGACUGAUGACAAACUAACAAACACAAGAGAAAAAAAAUGCAAUUGAGGCUAGAAGUACUACCACUACAUCUAUAACAGUAAUCUUAGUAAUUUGUUCCAAAACUUAUGGUAUUUUGUUCAUAUACUGAAGCUUUACAGGUAUAUGCAAUUACUUGUUUCUCUUUAUACGGAAUUUAAGUUACAGAUAUACAUAAAAAAUUAAUGAAUGCAAUACACUCCAUUUCUUGACAUUGUUUGAAUUGUCAGCAAACCUUGCAAUACCCAGAGCUCAAAAAGUGACAUAAUAUUUAUUGAAUAUGAAAAUAUUAAAAUCAAAUCUAGAUUUUGAUGACAAGAGGCUGUAAUUUUUUCUGUAACUCCAGUUUGUGUUUGGAAAUAAUUUGUUUGCUACUAGUGAUUGUUAAUGGAAACAUUAUGCAAGCAAUAAGAAUCAAUCAAAUUGAUACUGUUAGUUAUGUUUCUAAUUAUAUAUAUAAUUUUGUUAUGUGAAUACCUGAUGUUUCAGUACUUGGGCUGAUCAUUCACAGGUGAUCACUGACUGGAUACAGCAGAGGCCCUAGUAUUACCAGAGCAUGAGAGCUGACAAAUCUGAGCCCUUGCCAUUGCCUCAUCCUGGUUGGGAAUAGGUUGCCUAUUCUGACUCUGUUAACAAACAGUGCAGUUCUUGUCUUUGGAGCUAUUAAUUUGAAGACAGAUUUUACUUGGAUCAAUUGAAGAGUCAUGUUAUUAUAUGCUACAUUUUAUCAUGAUAUGAUUGUCAGUAGGAAAGAGAAACUCAAAUAAUUCAAUUCUUAGUUUUUUUUACUAAAAUUUGCCAUUCUUGUGUAUUUAAUAUCUGAUACCCUGUCAUAAAUCAAGCAUAUUUGGAGCUGUCAAUAGAUGGCAAGAAUAUUUUUUAUUUAUGCUGUUAACACUUCAGAUAUUUAGACAUAUGACAUGGAUAUUUUUAAGAGACUUGUCUCAUUUAUAGCAACAUGACAAUUAAAAUAUCUUAGAUGUGAAUAAAUAGAUUAAAACAGUAUGUUUCAAACUUUCUUUGCCAGCAGAAAAUUUUCAGCCAUGACAAAUAAUUAUGGAACCCCAUACCAGAAAGUUGCACUUAUAAAAUGAAAGUAUAACAGUGAUUUUGUGUUUUACAAGUAAACACAGUACAAUUUUAAUGUCCCACUUGUAGCCAUUGCCCCACUAUAAAAUUAUUCCAUAGCUCAUGUUGCUAUGUAUUGUUGAAAUAAUGUUGAAUUGACACUUAAAUUUGUAUCUUCAUACAAAAUAAUAAGCGAUGCUGGGCUGUAAUAUUUUCCCACUCAUGUAAUCAUGGCAAUACAUUGAAAACUACAUACAGGUUAGAUAAUAGACUUGAAGUUUUUACCAGACUGAGGCAUUUGGUCUAGCAGACACUGAUUUUGUGAAGCUGGUCUUUGUUAAAUUAUAAAUAAGUCCAAGCAUAUAGGCAUACCACAUGCUUGGAAGUAUCAUGCACAAUAAUAGCAAUAAGGUGUGUUUUUUUUUGGAUAAUAUUGCAUUUAGGUUUAUAAUUUUGAUAGAAAUUAUUAUUUGCUAUUAUAGAAAUUUAUUUGCAGAAUUCCUGGUAAACUGCCAAGACCCUUACAGUUCUGACAAGUAUACAGUUUAGAAAUCACUAUAGUAGAAUAUUAAUGACAAUUCUAAUUAGUAACCUUUUACACUAGCAUAUCUUUGACCAAAGAUUAACAUCAUAAGCUGUGGCUUGUUAAAGUAGAGCUAGCUUGGAUCUUAUAUGUAGCAGUAGAGAAAUAUAUGAACCAUACUGCUUGAGUUUUGCCACAUAGUGCUCACUGUAUCAGAUGAAGUAAGUUUAAUAAUUCACAGUACUAAUUUUAUUACCUCUAAGUAUGUUGGAAAACUGCCUAUGUCUUACAACCUCUUGAAAUUUAUUUCUUCUUGUUUUGAUUUAGAAUGGGGUUCCAUCAAUAUUUCUAUGGCCUUGGUAAAAUAUAUUUUAGGAAAUAUUGGCUUAAUGAAAAUAUAUUGAUAUAUGCUGAUAACAGAAGUGGCAAUGAAGUAAAUUAUUUUAGUUUAGUUGAGGGACCUGUAUUGUUUCUUAAAGUGAUAAUCAGUUUCAAAUUGAUGAAACUGGAACAGGCCACAAGGUCUAAUCCGCAAAAGACAAAUAAGAACAAUUUAUGGCUUUGGACUGUCAAAUGAGUUAUUAAUUAGCUCCAUGAAGGCAAUUAAUUCUCUUAUGAAAAGCCAGCAGUUUCUUCUGCAGUAAAUAGGACAUACUAAUAAUAAUAAUAAUAACAAUAAUAAAUAAUAAUAAGUGUUAUAAUUAUAUAAAUGCUAAUAUUCACAUAAUUAUUAUGUGUGUAUAUGUGUGUGUGUCUAUAUAAAAUCAUGCAUACUCAAUUAGAUGUAUUAAAUGUGGAUUUAUCUUUGUCAGGAUGGGUUAUUAAUAUUAUUAAGCUUAGUGUUUGUAGCUACUCUACAUAGCUGCUGGCUUUGUCAACUAAUUCUGAACUGUUUGUUGCUGCAGAAUAGUUCAGCCAGUGAAACUAAUCUGUGAUGACCUUCAGCAAAGUUCUGUAUUAUCUGACUUGUCACAUACAAAAGUUUAAAUUAAAGUUUGAAUCCUUAUUUAGUGCUUAAGCAAUUUCUCAGGUAAUAGUGUUCAUCAUAAAGCCAGAUGAUUAUAAUGCUUUUAUGAACUUCCAUAUUUGUAUUGUUUAAGAUCUGAAGUUCUUACAGUGAUUAAAUGCAAUAAAGCCUUCUUGGGUGCUUGAGCAAUUAUUAGCAUCAACAGCCCUAGAGUCUUUCAUCUACAGGGGAGAAGUUUGAUGUUUCAGUUGGAGACUAUCUCCUCCUCCAUUACCAGGGAUUAUUAUGAAGAUAGCUGUCUUCUGGGUUGUAGCACUGUGUAGUCUGGUAGCCUAAUGAGCUAUAAAAGUCAAAAUUAUUUUAAUAUAAAUGGGUAAUUCAUUCUGAAUUAGUGAUGGAACCCAGUCAGUAACAUCCUUUAAAAAUUCAUAUAUUCUGAUUCUUGUUUUAUUCCAAUUAAGACUAUUUAUCUAGGACACCUGCAAGAUGUGUAACCAUUUGAUUAAACUUAUUGUAACAUCCAACCAAGCAGCAUUCAGCUGUGAGGUGGGUGAUGGAUUGAUUCUGUCCACUGCCCUUGGAAUGAUUAGUUCAUGGCGAAUGGGUGUUGGAUCUGUUGGACCUUCCAGUAUACUUCAUAUUAUUUGUGUCAAUUCUUCACAUCAGUCUUUGAUAUAAAAACAUGAAUGGGCUCUAAAAUAUCAGAAUGUAUUCUGUAUUGAUAAGUUGAUCGCCUAAGAAGACUUCUGUUUAAGUUGUAUAUGAGCAUAUAGAGAAACUGCUGUGGCGUGUAUCAGGAAGAAUAAAAACCCUUAUAGCCAUUCUCUGCUUACAUAAUUUUUACAUAUUAAUUGCGGAUUUGUUGAAUUGUGCUUUCUGCUGUAGUAUCGUAUGAACUGUGGAAACUAAUUAGUGUUCAGUAUGUCGGAGAAUCGUCAUUUACAGUGAACUGUGAAAGUGUAGGGGAGGAAGCCAGUCAUGGCCUGUUUCAAGGCAUCAUUUAGCAUUCAUCUGCAGAAAUUGGCUGAGAUCAUAUGAAGCUUCAGUCCAAAUAUUGCUGCUUGGGUCAAGGUUUCAAUUGUGCACCCCACAAAUAAUUGUCAUACUUAUUAUUAGAUUAAAUUGCUUAGUCUGAACCAUACAGUGUUCACUUCCAUUGGUAUAUUGCUACUCUAAAUAAUGUAGUCAAUGACAACAUUUUUAUUCAUAUUGUGUCAACUAAGGAAAUAUUUAGUGAAUGCAUGAUUUAAGAUGCAUUUUGUGUGAAAGUGUCUGAAGAUUAAAUAUCACUAUUAUGAAAAUAUAUUUCAUAAUUAUUUGAUACUUGAAGCAAUAUAAAAAUUAAUAAAGAGGUUAUUCAUUACAUUAUUUUAAAAAACUAAAUGUGAAGCAAAUGUCACAUUUUGUGACAUAUUAUGUAUUUCUAUAAAAUGUUUAAUUAGUGCCUUUCUGUUCUGUGUCAUGAAUAAAAAUGUAUACUUGUAGCAAGAUAUCUCUGAGCUUUAUUGACUUGGUGGUUAACCUGCUGAGAUAUGGGGUGGGAGGGGCAGAAGUCAAGCAAUAGCACAUGUAGCUGAUGCUCGCCAUUGUCCUUUCCACCUUCCCAUGAUAUAGCUAAGGCUCAGAAAUAUUUUGCAUCAGAUAUACCCAUGUAAACAUGUAACAAAUGUAUACAUAUUUAUUUAUAAUAAAGGACAUGCUUGAGUUCAUAUGACAAUAUGGAGACUAAUGAUUGAGCAAAAAUUGAAGUCAAAUUAUUGUGGUAUCACAUUGUUAGCAGAGUGAAUGAGUAAAGUCUAUUGAAAAUUCGCUCAAAUACAUGUAAGGUUACAUCAUUUGAGCAAUAUUGCACUGUGAAGUAAAUGAUGUAUUCAAAGCAUCUUGUAAAAGUACAUAAAACCAAAAGAUGAAACUUUGUUUUAAAAGUAGUUUACUCAACAUUACUCUACUAUAUUGUUAGAUAGUAACAUAAUAAAAUGGAAUUAUUCCAUAUUGUGUAUGGACGAGUUUGUACAUUGUUCAUUAUGACAUUAGCGUAUAAUUUUAUGAUGGAGUUAUAGUUUAUACUCACUGCAUGGUGUUGAAGCUCAUUUUGUGAAGUAUUUAUAUGUAAAAUUAUAAGCAUGGUGAUAUUUUAAGUCAUUUAUGAGAGAGAUCAGUUUUUACAGUCAAAAAUGAGAACAGGAGGAAUUUCUGACUUAAAAAAUCAUUGAAGUUAGACUCUAGUUUGCCAGUUUUAUAAUGAAUGGCAGAGUCAGUAAUUCUUGAUUAUAAAAAUUUAAGAAUGUGUUAAAUUGUUAUUUAGAAAAUUUUCAUUAUUGGAUUUAGAAAAUAGUUUGAAUUGUUCUAACAAAGUGAGAUAAAACCUUGUUGCAAUGUUAAAUAUAGUACCAAAAUAUUUCUAUUUAUGUUUCAGAACUUUGUUGAUGCUCAUGCAAAUAGAAGUGUAAUGGACACCCUUAUAAUGGGGAUAACAAAAGAAAAUAUUUAUUGUAAUCCAAAUUAAAAUUUGUGCUACAUAGACAUUUUUCUCAGUGGACCAAGAUGAUAUGUUCUGAGUGUGGUUUCUAUUUGUAUCUAGUCAGAAAAAUCACUAUAUUUUGAAUGUUGUGAUUAUGUUUAAUAUGACAUGGUACAUAACAGUACAAUGGUUUAAACAUUAUUUAUACAAACAUUAAUUUAAAUCUUGCAUUAUUACAUAUAAUGUUUCUAUUUGAUUAUUAUUUUCUGCUAUUAUGUUAUAUUUCUUCCUCUGUGCCACAUCUUACUAUAUAGAUUGUAACAUUCUGACAUUUCAAUUGAGAAGUAUAGAAAUCCACAACAUUAACAUUGUUGUGUGAAUAAAGGAAAAAAAGCAGAUAUGUGAAGCUGACCUCUCACCUCUGUUUAAUAUGAGGAUAAGAAUGUGUGGAGCUAUACUUCCUCUUUAUCAUACGUCUUUGUGGUUUAGUGUUUAAGCACAGGGACAACGUUUAGUUACUCUGACUAUACCACAUUCGAGACCAGACAUUUGAAAUUUGAGUUGCAAGUCAGUGUUGGUACAUCAUUUGAAUUAUGAUGUGCUACUUUUCUCAGUGUUAAAUUAUUAAUUCAUAGUUUUUAAGUAACAAUACCAUUGGUAUUUUACUGCCUAAUGAGCAUUAACUUAUAUGUUAUGUAUAAGUACUUUUAACAUUUGCCACUGCUGAUGAUGAUAUGUGAGGGAAUACAAUCCAUGUAACAGCAGAAAUGACAGCACACUGUCAUGUUGUAAGCUAUCGGGUUGUCACAGUAACAAGUAUGAAGAUGGCUGUGUUCUGGGAUGUUGUGUCAUGUAAUCUGAACAAUAUUGACCAAAAUUUUAGAAUUUCUUAUUGCCUCUGUCUUCAGGGAAAUUACUCUGUGCACCUCUGAAACGCUAGUCAUCAUCUACCAGGAUAAAUGAUGCAACAUCCCAGAAGACAGCCAUCUUCAGCAUGCUGUCAUAUUUAUAUGUAUUUCCAGCCAUCCUUUUCCAUUGAUUUGUAAUGAAAUUGUUGCUUGGAUUGUACUGGUAUUAGCAUUUAUGAAAUGUCACAUUUAAUCUAUCAUUGUGUACAAUAGGCCUACUAUGAAUUAUAAUUGUAAACUGUUUAUCCACAACUUCUAAAGUAUUAAGCUAUCUUUAUCUCUCUUUUAUCACACUGUUCUUGAUGUUCUUCAUGCCUAGGAUUUACAUACAUAAUUAUCAAAGAAAUUUGAUAAAAUGCAGUAUUUAUAUAUAGGCCUAAUGGUACAGCUCAGAUGUCUGCAGUGCUUUCAAACUUAACCUAAACUUUCAUUCACUUUUCCUGUAUAUUUGUGAAUGCAGACCAUUUAGAAUAAAAUCUCAGUUGAACCAAAAUAUUAUUUUGUUAAACUGACGAUAAUAUUUUAAGAUUGUAUAGGUUUCUUUUUAUUUAGUGGUAUAUUUAGUGUGUAGAAUGUUGAAAGUACAAAUUUAUUUGUCUUGAAAAAGGGUGAUGAAAGACCGACACAAGUUUGGUUCAAAUUGUUCCAAUAAUGGAUUUAUUUUUGUUGAGUGAUAAUGCAGGUUCAAAAUUGCACAACACUGUCCUCAGAGUAUUGUACUUGGCAAUCACACAAUUUGCUAAAUGCUCUGCAGUUCUUGGAAGUACCACUGGAAAAUAUUUUACAAGAUUCUCUUCAGAGCAUCUGUCAUUGCAUUAUUCAUCUUGUCUGUCUUACCAAAAUAUGAUCCCUGCAGCUGAGAUUUACUGACCCUGGAGAGGUGGAAGGUGAGAAGGCUGACAACAGUGGAGGCUGAGGAAGCGCCGUCACCUUGGUUUCUACCAGAUGGCUCCGUUGUGAACGUCUUGACUACUGUCAAGGAAGCUACCAGACCAAUGUAAGAAUUUAGCUUAUUGCACUUCAGCGCCACUUAGUUGGCAAACUUUUGAAGCAUCCUUAUAAAACCAUCACUACUUUCUGAUUUAUAUGCCCAUGACUGCUAUGUCAAAUCCAUUAUCAGAACUCUGAACAAACUUUGUAUGUUGCCAUUUGAUAAAUAGGACAUUGUCCACAUUUUAGAUCAAUGGGAAAUCCAUUAUUGACCCAGAAUCAUUCAGUAGAGAUUAAUCAAAUAAAUAUUAAAGCCUAAUAACUCUUAUAAUUUUGUUAUGUUUAAUACUCACUUACUUUUUGUAAUGUCAUUCAUCAUAAUCAUAAUCAUUCUUAUAGUAAUGAUGUUGAUGAUAGAAAUUGGUGGAUAUGAUGUAAAAUAUUAAAGUGAAAUUAAAGAGAGCAUAAAAUGUUGGAAUCAGAAUUUUAUGAAAACAGA
Messenger RNA from Zootermopsis nevadensis, 11841 nucleotides. RefSeq lists its product as uncharacterized. Gene Ontology annotation, cellular component: neuron projection; cytoplasm; plasma membrane. Gene Ontology annotation, molecular function: GTPase activator activity. The record is from RefSeq and is a predicted model, not a curated record. Gene Ontology annotation, biological process: G protein-coupled receptor signaling pathway; intracellular signal transduction; positive regulation of GTPase activity. Lineage: Eukaryota; Metazoa; Arthropoda; Insecta; Blattodea; Termopsidae.